GAAACAGAAUGAUGACCGAACCGAGGGUAUAUAAGGUCUGCAAAACAUUCUGAUUUCUCACUUUGCUCUUGGUCUUCGACUACUUGCAAAGCUAACCUGUGGAAAGCGAGCUCUUUGAGUUUAAACCGCUUGAGACAAACUACUGGAAAACUGAUCUUGUUGAAAAAACAAAACUACUGAAUCACUCAACUAUUGUGGGAAACCGGAGAGCUUGAACAUGUCCCUCUCUAGUCUACCUGAGGAACACCUGCUGAUGGGAGUCGCCCAGUCUGACAUCCGUGGAGGUGGUGUAAACCCCUUCAUUGAGCGUCCUGCAGAACAUGGCCUCCCUGAAGAUGAAGGUGAGUAUGAGGAAGGUGAGUAUGAGAUUGUUGUUGUAGAUGAAGAUGAGCUCUUUCUCCCCCUCUCCUUGGACGAAGAACAUGACGAUCAACUGGUGGACACCGACCAGGAUGAGGAUGAAGACACAGGUGAUGAGGACGACUGGUCUGACAGUGUCAGCGAAGAUCCCAGGUAUGACUCCCUGUCUGAAGAUGAAGAGGAUGAAGAGGUCGAUGAAGAGGAUGUUAAAGACGAUGACGAUGGCAACAUCCGACCUCGCUCCCCUCUCAUCCAGCACUUCCCACCUCCGAGCUUUUGGCAGGGAUGGGAACAAGUGUCUGCCACUGUUCCUGCUGGUGCUUUUCUCUGGCCCCGCACUUUUGAUGUUCAGCAUCAGGAGAUUCCUGCGCAGCAAGUGGAACGUGCUGAAGAUGGUUUACCCUCAGCCUCUCAAAGGUCAGAAGAGUCUGCUCCUUCAACCUCAGGCCUUGGCUCCUCCACGAAGAGGAGCAGGGAAGAGAGCGACACAGAGGAGGUAAGUAUGAAGAGGCAGAAGUGGAAUUGUGAGGACAGCCAUGACGAGUCAGCACCCUCGACUUCAGGCCUCGGCUCCUCCAGAAGCAGGGAAGACAGCUACUGGGAGUCAGCACCCCGUGCUGAAGAUGGUUUACCCUCAGCCUCUCAAAGGUCAGAAGAGUCUGCUCCUUCAACCUCAGGCCUUGGCUCCUCCACGAAGAGGAGCAGGGAAGAGAGUGACACGGUGCAGGUAAGUAUGAAGAGGCAGAAGUGGAAUUGUGAGGACAGCCAUGACGAGUCAGCGCCCUCGACUUCAGGCCUCGGCUCCUCCAGAAGCAGGGAAGACAGCUACUGGGAGUCAGCACCCUCGACUUCAGGCCUCGGCUCCUCCAGAAGCAGGGAAGACAGCUACUGGGAGUCAGCACCCUCGACUUCAGGCCUCGGCUCCUCCAGAAGCAGGGAAGACAGUUACUGGCACUCAGCACCCUCGACUUCAGGCCUCGGCUCCUCCAGAAGCAGGGAAGACAGCUACUGGGAGUCAGCACCCUCGACUUCAGGCCUCGGCUCCUCCAGAAGCAGGGAAGACAGCUACUGGGAGUCAGCACCCUCAACUUCAGGCCUCGGCUCCUCCAGAAGCAGGGAAGACAGUUACUGGCACUCAGCACCCUCGACUUCAGGCCUCGGCUCCUCCAGAAGCAGGGAAGACAGUUACUGGCACUCAGCACCCUCGACUUCAGGCCUCGGCUCCUCCAGAAGCAGGGAAGACAGCUACUGGGAGUCAGCACCCUCGACUUCAGGCCUCGGCUCCUCCAGAAGCAGGGAAGACAGCUACUGGGAGUCAGCACCCUCGACUUCAGGCCUCGGCUCCUCCAGAAGCAGGGAAGACAGCUACUGGGAGUCAGCACCCUCGACUUCAGGCCUCGGCUCCUCCAGAAGCAGGGAAGACAGUUACUGGCACUCAGCACCCUCGACUUCAGGCCUCGGCUCCUCCAGAAGCAGGGAAGACAGCUACUGGGAGUCAGCACCCUCGACUUCAGGCCUCGGCUCCUCCAGAAGCAGGGAAGACAGCUACUGGGAGUCAACACCCUCGACUUCAGGCCUCGGCUCCUCCAGAAGCAGGGAAGACAGCUACUGGGAGUCAGCACCCUCAACUUCAGGCCUCGGCUCCUCCAGAAGCAGGGAAGACAGUUACUGGCUCUCAGCACCCUUGACUUUAGGCCUCGGCUCCUCCAGAAGCAGGGAAGACAGUUACUGGCUCUCAGCACCCUUGACUUCAGGCCUCGGCUCCUCCAGAAGCAGGGAAGACAGCUACUGGGAGUCAGCACUCUCGACUUCAGGCCUCCGCUCCUCCAGAAGCAGGGAAGACAGUUACUGGCACUCAGCACCCUCGACUUCAGGCCUCGGCUCCUCCAGAAGCAGGGAAGACAGUUACUGGCACUCAGCACCCUCGACUUCAGGCCUCGGCUCCUCCAGAAGCAGGGAAGACAGCUACUGGGAGUCAGCACCCUCGACUUCAGGCCUCGGCUCCUCCAGAAGCAGGGAAGACAGCUACUGGGAGUCAGCACCCUCAACUUCAGGCCUCGGCUCCUCCAGAAGCAGGGAAGACAGCUACUGGGAGUCAGCACCCUCAACUUCAGGCCUCGGCUCCUCCAGAAGCAGGGAAGACAGUUACUGGCUCUCAGCACCCUCGACUUCAGGCCUCGGCUCCUCCAGAAGCAGGGAAGACAGCUACUGGGAGUCAGCACCCUCGACUUCAGGCCUCGGCUCCUCCAGAAGCAGGGAAGACAGCUACUGGGAGUCAGCACCCUCGACUUCAGGCCUCGGCUCCUCCAGAAGCAGGGAAGACAGCUACUGGGAGUCAGCACCCUCGACUUCAGGCCUCGGCUCCUCCAGAAGCAGGGAAGACAGCUACUGGGAGUCAGCACCCUCGACUUCAGGCCUCGGCUCCUCCAGAAGCAGGGAAGACAGCUACUGGGAGUCAGCACCCUCGACUUCAGGCCUCGGCUCCUCCAGAAGCAGGGAAGACAGCUACUGGGAGUCAGCACCCUCGACUUCAGGCCUCGGCUCCUCCAGAAGCAGGGAAGACAGCUACUGCGAGUCAGCACCCUCGACUUCAGGCCUCGGCUCCUCCAGAAGCAGGGAAGACAGCUACUGGGAGUCAGCACCCUCGACUUCAGGCCUCGGCUCCUCCAUGAAGAGGAGCAGGGAAGAGAGCGACACGGUGCAGGUAAGUACGAAGAGGCAGAAGUGGAAUUGUGAGGACAGCCAUGACGAGUCAGCACCCUCGACUUCAAGCCUCGGCUCCUCCAGAAGCAGGGAAGACAGCUACUGGGAGUCAGCACCCUCGACUUCAGGCCUCUGCUCCUCCCCAUACAGGAUAAGCCCUUUUGAUUACCUGAGAGGAACUGAAGACAGCGACUCUGAUUAGGACAGAGUUUGGGACUGUUUGCUGCAGGAUUGGAAAACAUUUGCAUCUGGCAGGGCAGAUAAAUCCUCAGCUAGCGUUUGCGUCUGGCAGUGCUAACACAGCCUAUGGCAGCAUCUUGCACCAGGGCCAUUUGUACAUAUCUGGAUGUGGGAUUCAGACACACACACACACACACACACACACACACACACGGCAGCAAGCUAUCAUGCACACACACACACACACACACACACACACACACACACACACACACACACACACACACACAUGGCAGCAAGCUACCAUGCAAGGCACUGGCCUGACCAUUGGGAGCAAUACAGGGUUCAGUGUCUUACCCAAGAGUACUUGUUCUUUCAUUUUUAAACUAAGCUGUAGAUGCCUAUACAGAAGGUAAGUUAACAAUGACAGCAUUAACUAUGCAACAAAUACUAAUUACUAACAAACAUUAAGAAAAGUCCCCAGCUAAUUAUCUUUUUUUCAUAUUCUAUUAGACUCAACAUUCAGGAUUUCCUUGACGAUAGAGAAGACGUGUUUACUCCGGACCAGAUGAGAAGGAUGGAUGACCACAGGACCAGCAGGAGAGCGGCGGCCGCCUUUCUUUCAGUCGGCUAAGACAGGACUCCUCUGUGUUUUUGGCACACCCCGGGCAGCUGAGAGUAGAAGUGAACCAACCAAUCAUCCCAGGCAGACCCAGCCCGGGGCCACAGCAGACCACUGACCCACUCUCAGUACUCUACCUGCUUCCAGGCACCAAGCCCUGUCUGAAGACACAGUGAGGACAGUUCCAUCCCGACCCCCGCCAACACCACCUUCACCUGCCAAGAGGAUGAGGACCGCCCCAGUCCGACCAGCACAGAGGACGUUGUUACCGUCUGCUUCUUCUUCUUCUGUGCUGGUGGGUCCGGGAUGCUCCUCACACACACAGGAAGCUGUCACCACAGACACUUGAGACUGAAUGAAAACAAUUCUAAAAGUAAUUAGUUCGUACAAUAUGAAAACUGUUUAUCUCUGAAUAGUGCAAUGCAAUACUGUAAGUGUAAGACAAACCUUCUAAAUAUUUGUUAUUAUGUAUACACAAUAUUAUAUACUUCCAUGUAUCAUUCAGAAAUCUGACACUGUAUAACUCUGAAAUAAAAUAUUGUGCAAAUGA
This is a messenger RNA of Sander lucioperca (pikeperch), 4415 nucleotides long. Its product is annotated as dentin sialophosphoprotein-like. Bases 218 to 3265 code for a protein of 1015 amino acids. Lineage: Eukaryota; Metazoa; Chordata; Actinopteri; Perciformes; Percidae. The record is from RefSeq and is a predicted model, not a curated record. The transcript has 4 exons.